This is a messenger RNA of Acanthochromis polyacanthus (spiny chromis), 1987 nucleotides long. RefSeq names its product Jupiter microtubule associated homolog 1a (gene jpt1a). Bases 137 to 598 code for a protein of 153 amino acids. NCBI's taxonomy places the organism in Eukaryota, Metazoa, Chordata, Actinopteri, Pomacentridae. The transcript is spliced from 5 exons. Gene Ontology annotation, cellular component: nucleus. The record is from RefSeq and is a predicted model, not a curated record.
GUUGGUUUAGAUGAUUGGGAACCACCAGCUACGCUAGACAAUGAUGAGGUGGUGAUGUACUGCUAAUUAAAGUGUAAUUCUCGUGUAUCCAGACAGAUUUAUAACUAGUGUACGACAUCUUUUGUUUCUUGGAAAAAUGACAACUACCACGACAUUUCAAGGGAUGGAGCCCGGUGCUAAAAACAGUUCCAGGGUUUUGCGCCCUCCUGGUGGUGGCUCCAACAUUUCACUGGGUGCAGAUGAGGAGAAGCCUCCUGUCCGAAAAAACAAGAUGGCCUCCAGUGUUUUCGCUGAGCCAGAAGACCCCUACGCUAACCGAAGGAACAACCCACCAGGUGGGAAGCCCACAGGCGUGCUGUGUGGUGAGCCGUCAGCCCCCCUGAGGAGAGGAGGAAACCACACCACCAAUCACUCUGGAGAUGCCCCUGCCACAGAUGGAGAAAACUCUGUACGCGAUCAUGAAGUCAGUGCUGCUGAGCCUGAAGCCGCUCCAGAGCCGCAGCAGGAGGAGGCCCCUCAGGCUGAGGAAGCUGCUGGAGGUCUACCGUCUGGCCGCCGAAAUCCCCCAGGGGGCAAAUCCAGCCUCAUCCUGGGUUGAGUGCCACUCAACUACCCCUCCUUACCUCCACUCGUCUCUGAACUCAUCUGUUCCUUUCCUUUUUUUUUUCUUUUCUUCAAAACAAGAGCCCCCCCAGCCCAUUUGUCUGUACCGCAGGAAUCCUCUGAUGUCUAGCAGACACCAGUUCUCUCCUCCACAUCCCCAAGUGCAUUGUUUUGAUACCUCUUUUUUGAAAACUGUUUUGUACUGUUUUUAUUGUUUCAUUUUGACAGAAGCACUUUAUGUAUUUCUAUGUAUAUGGUUCAAAGUCUGCCUUUACCCCUGAAAUGCAUUAGACCUGCCAGGAGGGACACAAGGCUCACAUUUCUCAUAUCAACCAAUGGUAAAUGUCCCCUAACUUUAUUGCCACAGCAGAAGCUGUAGGUGAUUAUACAAGCAGUUUGUAGAACACAAGCAAAGAAAACAAAGCUUUGGUGCUGUGUUCAUUUUUGACCCAUCUUGCAUGCAUGUCCGGUCUGAAUGUGCGAAGAAACAUAACUGUGAAGAUUUUUUUUAAUAUAUAUAAUUUAACAUGUUUGUUAGUUGUUAUUUUGUGGACUAACUGUUGUACUGUUGUUGCAUGAAGUUGGAAUCUUUCUACUGAUAGUAUUAUUACCCACAAAAAUUGCUGUAAUUGUGAUCUGAAAGAUGCAGACUUUUGUCUCCUGAUGAUUACUGUAGGUCCCAUGCCCGGUAACAGAGUUGGAAUAAGCCUUUUUUAUAUUGUAGUCACUAACCUUAGAUUACUGUAACCCCAGUGCCGGUUUUAAGUGCCCCGUGUUUUUAUAGGUAAAAUUUAACUAUAUAAUUUAACUCUGAAGUGCGCCUGUUUGAGUGUUAGGCUACAGCAUCAAACAAGGUUGGGUUUCCUGAUUUCAUCCUACGAGUAAAAAGACCGAUGUGUUUUAGUUUUGGUUUUUUUGUUUUGUUUAUUUCAAUUGCAAAUCAAUGGAAUGUUGUUGGUCCUGACUCUUUAGUGUUUCUGGUAAACCCAUCCUAGAUUUGACAAGUGACCUUAUGACAGCCCAGCCUUCUUUUUAUCCCUUUUUAACCCCGUAUACAUUUAAUAGUUCUCCUCACUGGAAAUCUCGAACAAUCUUUUUGUAUGUUUCCUGUGACAUUAUUUAAACCAAAACUCCCUCCUGCUUCUGCUCUGUUACGUCACGUGCACGACUGCUGCGUCCACCAGUUGUCAUGCAAGAAAAUCUACAUGUCUUUCCUGUGGUGUCUUUUUCUUCUCUCUCUUUUUUUAAACGUAUGUAACGAUGCAAAACAUGUCAGUUUGCAUCCUCUACCAGUUCCUGUUGCUGGAUAUAAGUCACUGCAGAAAUUUGAAAAUCAAGAAAUGGCACAAGAGGAAAUUAACAUUAAAAGUCAAUUUUGACCAUU